AUGGCAUCAGCACCCGAGCCUGACCGGGCCAAGCAGCAUGGCGCUUCCAAGAGCACCAGCGAAAUCGCCUCGAUUGAGGCGAAUUCGUUUACCAACUGGGGUCAUGAAAAUGACACACCGUUGAAGACACUAAACAACCCGUUUCGCAAGCAUGGAAAAAGGCUUAACAACUUUUCGACUAACCAGAUAGAUAUACCCAAGAUUAGUAUUUCGAAUGAUACUGGACUGCGCCGUGGCCAUUCUUCGCUGAAUAUCGGCAUAGCGGUGUCGGACUGGGAGACUGUCGCAACCGAAGAUGAGGUUGACCAAGGCAAACAUUCAGUAACUUCACGUCGCAAUGGUGUCGAGCCCAAGCGCCAAAUUGAGAAUCUCAUUUCUUCUGAGAGCGGUACUCUUUUCCUGCCAGAGAGAAACUCCAUUUUCGCCACCCAGAAUGCCUCGCCAGAGGUCCAUCCUGAACACGCUCAACAGGCAUUUGCGAGUCACCCCUCCUUUUACUCCUCUUCCAGCUGUUAUAGCAACCCGAACAGAGUCGAAAGCGUCGAUGGAGAUAAUCUCGGAAACUGGAAGCGAGAGGAUGUUGAUUUGGCAAACACUCCUGUAGCAGACCAAACACUUCGCUUCGAGUUGGCUCCAGGGAAUCGACUCUCUAAGAUCGGCAACCCAUUCCAGCACGAUGAUGACACGCCUACGUCAAUUGCUAAAGGGAAAAAGCCAAUUGAACGUGUGAGUGAGACUAGCACACGACUGCCUGGUUUCGACUCUCCCUCGGCCCGACGCGGACUCGAGAUGUCCCGCAGGUCUCUGUAUAGAGGAGGUCCAUAUGACAGCUGGUCAAUCCUGGCCGGUGGGACGCCCAAUUUCCAAGGAUUCAGAGGAGAAAAUGAUCACCGUCAGACCGACCUCUCCGGCUGCUACAAGGAGCACAGUCUAAAUUGGUCUGAUGGAGUGCCGACAUCCUCCUUCCGAGGGACAGUUCCUUCCGGCACGCACUUGCCAGAUAACUCAUCAGAGGAGAAGGGCAAAAAAUUCUUUCUGGUCGUUAUGGUCCUGACCAUCCUCUUCCCGCCUGUGGGCGUACUUGCUCUCUCGGGCGUGUUCGACUCGACCAUCUCGUGGUGCACGCAUGGCGAACUAUCUGCUUUUACUCUUGACCAGCGUGGAACAUUAAAGCAGCAACUCAUUGUGGAGGCGAUCGUCUAUCCUGUGCUCAUCAUUGCUCUGGCAGUGGCGUAUUCUGUCUCUGGCUAA
Molecule: messenger RNA, 1251 nt
Organism: Clonostachys byssicola
Lineage: Eukaryota; Fungi; Ascomycota; Sordariomycetes; Hypocreales; Bionectriaceae
Source: the annotation of a GenBank genome assembly